Aureobasidium uvarum is the source of this 348-nucleotide messenger RNA. NCBI's taxonomy places the organism in Eukaryota, Fungi, Ascomycota, Dothideomycetes, Dothideales, Saccotheciaceae. The record is from the annotation of a GenBank genome assembly.
AUGCCAUACUUUACAUCCAGCGAAGAGUGGCAACGCCAAUCAGCUCUGCUCCUACAAGCCCACGCCGCUGCCACAGAACCCAAACCGAUAGUUGCCCUCCUCGAGCUCAAGACUUACGAUCCAGUGUCUGGCACAACGCUAAAAUACAAGACCGACAAGGCCGCAGAGGUCGGCAGAUUGAUCGCUGCAAUGGGUACUCUGGGCAGGGAGAUGGCUGCGCUGCCAGAGAAGAAGGAGGACGUGAUUAUGGCAGAUGCGGGUGCUGAGGGCACAGAGACAUUGGUGGAAGCAGCGGCCCCAGCAGCGCAAAACACGGCGCCUAAGAAAAAGAAGAAGGGCAAGAAGUGA